Chilo suppressalis (striped riceborer) is the source of this 1884-nucleotide messenger RNA. Lineage: Eukaryota; Metazoa; Arthropoda; Insecta; Lepidoptera; Crambidae. The record is from the annotation of a GenBank genome assembly.
CACCAGCAAGGUAAGCAUUAUUGACUGUAAGUUUAUUUAUUAGUGUAAAUGCAGCCGUAAGUUACUUACAUUUUUACGAAAUCAACUUACAAGUGUAAAGGUGGCCUUAACGUGGAAUCUUACCGCCUUAUAAUACCGGCCAGUCUAUACGUAAAUCGUAAAUACAUCGUAAAUAACAAGACAGCUGCAACUGUUGCCAUAGCAACUCGACGUAACAAACAAAAUACAAUAACCUCAAUCAAACUCAAUACACGGGAUAUUUUACUUGCCGGUAAAGUGGUUAAAAUGUCCAAUUUGAGCGGUUACGACGGCGAUGCGGUCGGUUUCGACUCCGUGAGCCAAUCGAAAAGACCCGAAACCACAAGUUCGACUCAAACUAGCGAAUAUGGAGAGUGCGGUGUUGGUUCUCAAACCAACUUCACGAAAAGCUGCGGCUCAACAGCCACCCCUGAGGAACUCCAUGCUGAAGAUGACAUUCUGAAGGAGUACCCUCCUCCUGGACUGAACGCAUUCCUCAGAAGAGUCGUGCCAGGCAUGUUGGAACAGUUGGAUCAAAACGACACAGAAAACUACGUAUCUUCAGAUUCCGACGAAGAGGAAUUGGUGACAGCCAAGCUGUUACAAGAGAUCCAAGUUAAUGAAAACACACCAGGCUUAGGGAGCGGCGACCAUAAAACUGCGACUAUCCUGUCUUUAUCCUGGAGCAGCGCUGGCAACAACUUGGCCGUUUCCCUUGGACAAACGCAGCACGAAAUAUGGUGUGAUCACGAAGGCUUGAUCAGGGUUUAUACUGUGAAACGCACAGCUGGCGAUAAGCUGGUGAAGUACAUGGACAUUACUGAGAAGAAUUGUGUCACCAUCGUGAAGUAUCACCCUUCCGUUGCCGCGUUGCUGGCGUACGCGACGAAUUCUGGCGAAGUGGUAUUGUGCAAUCUCAGGGAUUCGUUCAGUCAAACUGAAGGCAUGCAGUUGACUUCUCCGGCGGGAUGUCACGGGUCCCGGCCGGUUACAGCGCUCCAUUGGGCGGACGCAGCGCUUGCUAACCGCUUUCUGACAAUGCAAAUCCAAAACACUGGCAAAAGACGCGGUGCGGCCGACCAAAUUCUGAUAUCGGCCGGAUCCGAUGGAACCAUCAAUGUUUGGCAAGUGAAUUCCACCUCAAAAGUGUUCGAGAGCGUGAUCUGCUACGUGAUAAACGGUUCUAAGAAGUUAGCAGCUCCCGAUAUAAGUUGCUUCGAUUUUAUUAAGAGUUGCCCUUUGAAACCUUUUGAUGAGAAGGUGGCUGAUGAUAUUUUCGUGGUUGGCACGAGAACUGGGAGUUUGUUUCUGUGUCGCGUGAAGAAUGCACAGCAAAUAGUAGAUUCCAAGAUGGCGGACCCGGUGUUUGACGUUUUGGAUAGUCAUGGCACUUGCGUGCUGGACAUCGUGUUCAGUUUCCAGAGGCCCGGGAUAUUCGCUUCCGUGUCUAUGGAUUCUGAGUUGCGCGUCUAUGAUAUCAACCAGCCCAGUCCUUUGAAGGUAAUCUGCCUGGACAUUAUUGUAUCGUGCAUGUCGUGGGUGCCGCAGUCGCCGAGCGUGCUAGUGCUGGGCGUUUGCGGCGCGGCGCCGGUGCGGGUACGGCUGUACGACGCGGCAGCCGCGCGGUUACUGCCCGUCGACGGGCUUGAGGCGGCUGGGACGGUUACAGCGCUCGCGGUUAACCAGAGCGGAUCGUGCCGUAUCGCGGCGGGGGACAGUGCGAGCUUGCUGCGUGUCUGGGAGUUGCCGUCCCGCCGCCUGCGCCUCUCAGCCGACGCGUUGAACUUCUAAUCGCAUAACCCGCCAGUGUUUGUUAAGUUAAAUGUUGUUUUAAUUAAUAAAGACACUUGUUAAUUUUUACACCUA